Messenger RNA from Letharia lupina, 840 nucleotides. RefSeq lists its product as uncharacterized. Lineage: Eukaryota; Fungi; Ascomycota; Lecanoromycetes; Lecanorales; Parmeliaceae. The record is from RefSeq and is a predicted model, not a curated record. Bases 1 to 840 code for a protein of 279 amino acids. The transcript has a single exon.
AUGGCCCCACCAGCCAGUCAGACGAAAAUAAUCGGAAAACCAAGCGGAGAACUCGUGCCAAGCACCUCUUAUCAAGCCUUCAACACACCAGAUUCACAGUUAAUGAUCCUCGACCUCUCACAAGAUACGAUCAAUGGCCUAAUGACUGCAUUUGGUGGUAUGAUGCGUCAAGAAAUGCAGAGAUUUGAGCAGAGAUUAGAGAGAAUCGAACAGUUUUUGGGCCCCGCACUAUACCAAAAUCCUACUUCAUCUCCCAAUCCUACUCCGCCUCCCAAUGCGACUCCGCUUCCCAGCAUCGAAAUACCACAGCAGAAACUCUCUCACACGAACGACUCGUCCUACCAUACAAAUCCAGGCCACUUACGAGCAGAGGAGGUGGGAUACUUCGAUCCUGAGUACCAGCAAGAGCAGGAACAAGAGCAUAGGCCAUUGCAACAGGCAAAUGUGGAGAAAACUGCGGAGAAAUUUACGGAGAACACUACGGAGAAAUCAAGCGACAACAAGGCCACCAUCAUCAAGAACACGGCUCAGCUCUCCAAGAUCCCACGUCAUAUACUCUCCACGAUCCCACGUCAGAUCGCCACUCAGCAAGCGGAGAACGACACUACAAUUUGGCCUGCUAUCUCUGCAUGCCUAGGCAAUAUCACAUUAGUGUGGCACAUCACUGCAAUGAGCAAACAAGAGAAGGAUCUACUGCGACGAUCACAGCCAAAUUACUAUGAUCAGCAAGCAAAGGCCACACAUAUCUCGCUGACGUCACACCGGAUGGCUAUGCGGUCUAUGAGGAAGAUGAGGAGGCGAAUCAGGAGCAUCAUGGCCACUAGCAACGGUGCAUUCUGA